GCCCCGCCUGAAGAAAAGCUGAGGCGCAUUCUCCACCUGCCCUCUUUCCCCACAGCCGCGGGAAUGGAUACAUCUGCCCACGUGCGGAAGGUCAGCAGGCCAUGACAACGACCACAACCACCACCACCGCAACCGCAAAGCGCUCUAUCUCCGGCCCUACUGACCCUCUGCGGCUGUGCUCUCGCACCUCGCAGCUCACAGAGAUGGCCACGAACGAUCAAGAGCACAUUGACGCUUAUGAGACAUUGGAUCUUACAGAAUUUGGCAAAAAACAACCUUGGUGGCGCGAAUUUUUCAGGAAGUAUACACGGUCUGCGGGAGAGAAGUACAGUGUGGCAACCCAGCUCCUGAUUGGCGGCAUCAUGGGCUGGUGCACUGGCUUCAUAUUCCAGAAAGUUGGAAAGCUAGCUGCCACAGCGGUGGGAGGGGGCAUUAUCCUCCUUGAGCUCGCAAACCAUACUGGCCACAUCAAAGUUGACUGGAAGCGCGUAGAGAAGGACAUGAAAAAGGCUAAGAAACAACUGAAGAUUCGGAAGAGCGCCCAAUUACCAACUGAGGUCAAGAGCAAAGCUGAAGAGUUGGUGUCGUUCGUAAAGCAGAAUGUAUUAGUAACUGGAGGAUUUUUUGGAGGCUUUGUGCUCGGUAUGGCAUCCUAAAGGGGUAUCACUCCACUCCUACGAUUCAGCAGCCUCUAUCUACCAUCGUAGAAAAAUCCAGAGGCUUUCCACUUCCUCUUCAUGCCUGCCCUCCUCCCUGUUGUAAAUCUGCCCAUGCAAAUUAACACAGGUCCUCCCAUGGGCUUGACAAGCCACAGGGCAGCGCACUCUCCAUCUGGAGGUCAACAGGAAUGGGCCUUCCCCCGUGUGUAAAA
Molecule: messenger RNA, 871 nt
Organism: Chionomys nivalis (European snow vole)
Lineage: Eukaryota; Metazoa; Chordata; Mammalia; Rodentia; Cricetidae
Product: FUN14 domain-containing protein 2-like
Exons: 1
Coding region: 102-656 (184 amino acids)
Biological process (GO): autophagy of mitochondrion
Cellular component (GO): mitochondrial outer membrane
Source: RefSeq, a predicted model, not a curated record